Molecule: messenger RNA, 3825 nt
Organism: Xiphophorus couchianus (Monterrey platyfish)
Lineage: Eukaryota; Metazoa; Chordata; Actinopteri; Cyprinodontiformes; Poeciliidae
Product: zinc finger protein 208-like
Biological process (GO): regulation of transcription by RNA polymerase II
Molecular function (GO): DNA-binding transcription factor activity, RNA polymerase II-specific; RNA polymerase II cis-regulatory region sequence-specific DNA binding
Source: RefSeq, a predicted model, not a curated record
UAAAUGUUCACAUGAGAAUUCACACUGGUGAGAAGCGCUUUUCAUGUGGGUUGUGUGGAACUCGUUUCUCUCAAAAAGGUUAUUUAAAUGUUCACAUGAGAAUUCACACAGGUGAGAAGCCCUUCUCAUGUGGGACCUGUGGAAAGAGUUACAGUGAAAGAAGGCUUUUAACUCCGCACAUGAGAAUUCACACAGGUGAGAGGCCUUUCACUUGCGGGAUCUGUGGAAAGAGUUACAGUGAAAGAGGGACUUUAACUCAUCAUAUGAGAAUUCACACAGGUGAGAAGCCAUUCUCUUGUGGGACUUGUGGAAAAAGUUUCUCGCAGAAAGAACAACUAAAUGCUCAUAUGAAAGUACACACAGGCGAGAAGCCUUUCUCUUGUGGGACUUGUGGAAAGAGUUUCUCUCGAAAGGGCACUCUAAAUGUUCACAUGAGAAUUCACACAGGUGAGAAGCCCUUCUCAUGUGGGACCUGUGGAAAGAGUUACAGUGAAAGAAGGUUUUUAACUCCGCACAUGAGAAUUCACACAGGUGAGAGGCCUUUCACUUGCGGGAUCUGUGGAAAGAGUUACAGUGAAAGAGGGACUUUAACUCAUCAUAUGAGAAUUCACACAGGUGAGAAGCCAUUCUCUUGUGGGACUUGUGGAAAAUGUUUCUCUCAGAAAGAACAACUAAAUGCUCAUAUGAAAGUACACACAGGUGAGAAGCCUUUCUCUUGUGGGACUUGUGGAAAACGUUUCUCUCAAAAAGGUUAUUUAAAUGUUCACAUGAGAAUUCACACAGGUGAGAAGCCCUUCUCAUGUGGGACCUGUGGAAAGAGUUACAGUGAAAAAGGGACUUUAACUCGGCACAUUAGAAUUCACACAGGUGAGAAGCCCUUCUCAUGUGGGACCUGUGGAAAGAGUUACAGUGAAAGAAGGUUUUUAACUCCGCACAUGAGAAUUCACACAGGUGAGAGGCCUUUCACUUGCGGGAUCUGUGGAAAGAGUUACAGUGAAAGAGGGACUUUAACUAAUCACAUGAGAAUUCACACAGGUGAGAAGCCAUUCUCAUGUGGGACCUGUGGAAAGAGUUACAGUGAAAAAGGGACUUUAACUCGGCACAUUAGAAUUCACACAGGUGAGAAGCCCUUCUCAUGUGGGACCUGUGGAAAGAGUUACAGUGAAAGAAGGUUUUUAACUCCGCACAUGAGAAUUCACACAGGUGAGAGGCCUUUCACUUGCGGGAUCUGUGGAAAGAGUUACAGUGAAAGAGGGACUUUAACUAAUCACAUGAGAAUUCACACAAGUGAGAAGCCUUUCUCCUGUGGGUCGUGUGGAAAACGUUUCUCUCAAAAAGGUAAUUUAAAUGUUCACAUGAGAAUUCACACAGGUGAGAAGCCCUUCUCAUGUGGGACCUGUGGAAAGAGUUACAGUGAAAGAGGGACUUUAACUCAGCACAUGAGAAUUCACACAGGUGAGAAGCCUUUCUCUUGUGGGUCUUGUGGAAGAGGUUUCUUCCUAAAAACUAAUUUAAAUGUUCACAUUAGAAUUCACACAGGUGAGAAGCCUUUCUCUUGUGGGACCUGUAGAAAGAGUUUCUCUCGAAAGGACGCUCUAAAUGUCCACAUGAUAAAUCACACAGAUGAGAAGCCUUUCUCUUGUGGGACCUGUGGAAAGAGUUUCUCUCGAAAGGACGCUCUAAAUGUCCACAUGAUAAAUCACACAGGUGAGAAGCCUUUCUCUUGUGGGUCUUGUGGAAGACGUUUCUCCCGAAAACCCUAUUUAAAUGCUCAUAUGAAAAUUCACACAGGUGAGAAGCCUUUCUCAUGUGGGAGCUGUGGAAAGAGUUACAGUGAAAGAAGGACUUUAACUCAGCACAUGAAAAUUCACACAGGUGAGAAGCCUUUCUCAUGUGGGAGCUGUGGAAAGAGUUACAGUGAAAGAAGGACUUUAACUCAGCACAUGAAAAUUCACACAGGUGAGAAGCCUUUCUCAUGUGGGAGCUGUGGAAAGAGUUACAGUGAAAGAAGGACUUUAACUCAGCACAUGAAAAUUCACACAGGUGAGAGGCCUUUCUCUUGUGGGUCGUGUGGAAAACGUUUCUGUCGAAAAGGUAAUUUAAAUGUUCACAUGAGAAUUCACACAGGUGAGAAGCCCUUCUCAUGUGGGACCUGUGGAAAGAGUUACAGUGAAAGAGGGCCUUUAACUCAGCACAUGAGAAUUCACACAGGUGAGAAGCCUUUCUCUUGUGGGUCUUGUGGAAGAGGUUUCUUCCUAAAAACUAAUUUAAAUGUUCACAUGAGAAUUCACACAGGUGAGAAGCCUUUCUCUUGUGGGACCUGUGGAAAGAGUUUCUCUCGAAAGGACGCUCUAAAUGUCCACAUGAUAAAUCACACAGAUGAGAAGCCUUUCUCUUGUGGGACCUGUGGAAAGAGUUUCUCUCGAAAGGACGCUCUAAAUGUCCACAUGAUAAAUCACACAGGUGAGAAGCCUUUCUCUUGUGGGUCUUGUGGAAGACGUUUCUCCCGAAAACCCUAUUUAAAUGCUCAUAUGAAAAUUCACACAGGUGAGAAGCCUUUCUCAUGUGGGAGCUGUGGAAAGAGUUACAGUGAAAGAAGGACUUUAACUCAGCACAUGAAAAUUCACACAGGUGAGAAGCCUUUCUCAUGUGGGAGCUGUGGAAAGAGUUACAGUGAAAGAAGGACUUUAACUCAGCACAUGAAAAUUCACAGUGAGAAGCCUUUCUCAUGUGGGAGCUGUGGAAAGAGUUACAGUGAAAGAAGGACUUUAACUCAGCACAUGAAAAUUCACACAGGUGAGAAGCCCUUCUCAUGUGGGACCUGUGGAAAGAGUUACAGUGAAAGAGGGCCUUUAACUCGGCACAUGAGAAUUCACACAGGUGAGAGGCCUUUCUCUUGUGGGUCGUGUGGAAAACGUUUCUGUCAAAAAGGUAAUUUAAAUGUUCAUAUGAGAAUUCACACAGGCGAGAAGCCCUUCUCAUGUGAGACCUGUGGAAAGACUUACAUUGAACGAGGGACUUUAACUAAUCACCUGAGAAUUCACACAAGUGAGAAGCCUUUCUCUUGUGGGAGCUGUGGAAAAAGUUACAGUAACAGAAGUAAUUUAUCUCGUCACAUGAAGACUCACUCUGAUGAGAAUCCAUAGGUCUAAAACAGAUCCGAUCCAAUUUGGCAUCUAAUCUUAUGGAAAAUCUGGUCAGAUGAUGUAAACAGCAAGUUGAACAUAUUAAAGUCAACAGAUUCUUGCAGGCUGCUAGUGAUUCACUGUGAUUGUGUCUUUCACUGUCUGACCAAGAUAAACCUGAGGUCUACGUUUGCCUAGCUGCUUGUUUUCCUUAAUCCAGUUUUUUGUUUUAAUUCUCAGUCGUAUUUGUACUUAAGAUCCCCAUCAGUAUCCCAUUAGAUACUGAAGUUAAAGAGGGGAACACAUUCAGACAGGAUUAAUUUCUGUGCAUUUCAGUCUUCAUGGAGUUCUGUACCAUGUAGAAUAAUUGAGUUUAGCUUUUAUUUGAAGUUUCUGUGUUUGACUGGAUGUAAAAUACUUUAGAAAUGAAAGCAGUGAAAUGUUCUUGUUUUUCCAUAAAUAAAACUCUGAUGUUUGUUUGAAAAAAAUCUCUAAAAUAAUUUUGAUCUGGUCAGAUUUUGAUUUAGAGCUAACCACAGAGAGGUUUUUAUGUUCCCAAAUGUUUGUCAUUGUUACACUUUGCUAUGAGAAGCAAAGUAUAUUAUUAAAAAGGUUUGUUAAAAUAUAUACUAGUAUUUUGAGCAGAAUAUGCUUUUUAAUAACUGUUGAUGUGAAUAAAUAUUGAUGGAUUAUUCAGUGA